Messenger RNA from Vidua macroura (Pin-tailed whydah), 2194 nucleotides. RefSeq names its product R3H domain and coiled-coil containing 1 (gene R3HCC1). Lineage: Eukaryota; Metazoa; Chordata; Aves; Passeriformes; Viduidae. The record is from RefSeq and is a predicted model, not a curated record. Gene Ontology annotation, molecular function: nucleic acid binding. The transcript is spliced from 7 exons. Bases 1 to 1851 code for a protein of 616 amino acids.
AUGGGCGGGGGUUUGCGGCCGUCCCUCCCUCCACGUGUGCCCCUGUCCCUCCACGUGUGCCCCUGUCCCUCCACGUGUGCCCCUGUCCCUCGGCAGGCCGCCCUGGCGCUGCGCUCCAUGGAUGGCGUUUUCCUGUCGCCCAGCGAGGAUGAGUUCGUGGGCAGGAUCGCGGAGGAGCUGGAGCACUUCAUGGUGCAGGGGCAGCACCACCGGGUGCUCCUGUUCCCACCCCUGUCCAGCCGCCUCAGGUACCUGAUCCACCGGACUGUGGAAAACAUGGAAUUGCUGAGCAGCUUCUCGGUGGGAGAGGGCUGGAGGAGGAGGACGGUCAUUUGUCACUCGGCCGUCAGGCUUCCCAACGAGACCUCGAGCGACCAAAAACCCGGGACCAACCCGCCUCGGUCGCAGCGCCCAGCGCAGCCCUGGGGCCGGGGGGGCCGGGGGGCCCGGCUGCGCCACCCCGGGGACACCCACGGGGACAAUUCCCGCGCCUCCGUGGGCUCGGGCAGGAUCACCAGGCCGCCCAGGAAGAAGCCAGACAAAGCCCUGUACGUGCCCAAAGGGAUCCGGAAAAAGGCGAAUUGGAGGGAGCGGGAGAGCCCCGGGACGGAGCCCGACGGGGAUGCGGCGCCAGGAGGUGAAAACUGCCCCAGAAAUUCCAUCCGGGACAGCCAGCGGGAGCUGGGCAAGGGUGGAGACAGCCCUGGGGAGCAGCAGGAGCCUGAGGAGGUCCCAGGAAAAGGCAGCGCUGAGCAUCCUCUGUGUGAUGAGAAGGUGCCAUCCUUAGGGAAUAGCAACGAUUCCUGUGAGCAGGGAAGCCGGGAUAAAGACUGUUCCCAUUCUGCACGCAGCAAACACCCACCCCAAGCAGGAGAGCAAGAGUCAAGCCACGCCAGCACCGCCAUUCCAGAAGGCAGUGAAUUCCAGGGCCAGCUGCAGGAGGAGAAGCAAUCCAGCCGGGAUUCCGGAGGGUCGGAGUGUGGGAAAAGCUCCAUCCCUUUGGAAAACCACGGUGGCAGCAGGACAGACCCGGCCAUGACAGACCUGACCAUGAGAGACCCAGCUGUGCCAGAACCAGCUGUGCCAGAACCAGCUGUGCCAGAACCAGCUGUGGCAGAGUCCCCACUGCUGGAACCGCAGAGCCUGGAGAGCAGCAGGACCCAAUCCCCCCCUGGAGAGCAGGGUUCCAGGAAUGCCGAGGGAAGCCGGGGUGAUCUCGGUGAGCAGGAGAGCCCCAGCGCUGGCCAGGUGGAGCAGAAACCCCUCCAGAAGGUUCUGGAAGGGCCGGGUGAGGCUCUGGCUGCUCCUGAGCUGCUCCGUGGUGGAGAUCCCGGCGCUCCGGGGCGGAUCCGUGGCAGGAAGGUGCCUGGGGAGGAAGAGGAGGACAAGGAACGCUCGGAUGUGGCCGAGGCGCUGUGGAGGGGCCUGGAUUUGGCUGCAGGGGACAGAGGGGGGACAAGGCAGAGCGGCCUCGAGGACGACUGCACAGCAGAGCUCCUGGCUGAGAUCGUUGGGAAUUUGACAGUGAAGGACAUCAGCGUCGAGAGGAUCAGCGUGGAUUAUUCCAGCUACGGAGAGGCCCAGGUCAGCGAGGGGGACCUGGGCCACGUCACCGAGAUCUACGACUUCCCCUCAUCCCUGAAAACCGAGGAUCUGAUGGAAAUAUUCUCAGAUUUCCACGAGAGCGGCUUCAAAAUCCAGUGGGUGGAUGAUACCCAUGCCCUGGGAAUCUUCUCCAGCCUCUCCACAGCCUCCCAGGCCCUGGGCCGCCGCUACCCCUGCCUGAAGCUGCGGCCCCUGAUCCACGCAAGCCGCCAGUCCAAGCUCAGGGCGCUCCAGAGACCAAAUUGAUCAGGUCCAGUUGCCACAGGAAAGCAAAGCCAUGAACCUCAGCAGCAGCAGAGACUCUGAACCAACAAUUCCUGGGAUUUUCCAGCUCACUGCAGUCAGAAUAAAUUCCAAUUUUAAUGCUCUAAAGGGACACUGUCACAGUGACAAAUUCCUGAGAUUCAGCACUGCUGGAUUUAAAGGAAACAUCCAAAAAUUUGCUUUGUCUGCAUCUCCCCUUCAUCUGUUUUUUCAUUUAUUCACUCUUCUAAAUCAGGUUAAAUGAAAAUAGAAUUAUUUUUAAUUUAUUAUUAAUUAAUUAAUUAAUUAAUUAAUAAUUAAAUAGAACAAUUAAACACAAAUUCCA